This is a messenger RNA of Zychaea mexicana, 550 nucleotides long. RefSeq lists its product as uncharacterized. The transcript has a single exon. The record is from RefSeq and is a predicted model, not a curated record. Lineage: Eukaryota; Fungi; Mucoromycota; Mucoromycetes; Mucorales; Lichtheimiaceae. The annotation marks the transcript as partial.
UCGAAAGAAGCAAUGUUGAGCAAUAGUAAACAACAAAAGAACUUUGGUAAAAAAAAAGGCAAAGUAAAAGUAAGUAGGAAAAGAGGGAAGAAAUGAAAAGCGGCACCCCUUGUUUCAAGUAUUCAUAUCGUCCUGGGGCCCCGAGCCAGCAGAGCAUUGGACCACUGGAAGAAGUGCUUUCCCACAUGCAGUGGUGACCAUGACAACCGCCCUUUUCAUGCUUUCUUUCCUUACUGCUUGUGCUACGCUCUUCCUUUUCCAUUCCUCCUUUUCCUUUUCGCUACUUCUUGUUUACGCUUUCACGCCGUCACUCCACUCGGCUAGUUCUUUCUUUUUUACUUGUGCUACGUUCUUCCCUUUUCGUUCACUGCUUGUCAUUUUCCCGCCCAUUCCUUUUCGUCACCGCGUUUUCCUUUUCGUCAUUCAUCCAAAACGGGUUUGUCAGUGUCAUCUUGCUUUACCCUGCUUAAUAAUGCCCGACAUGGGUUUCUACGAAGGUCUUUUAAAAGCAUCGAUCAUGCACGUCCUCCGAAAAGACAGAAGAGCAGUG